This is a messenger RNA of Gambusia affinis (western mosquitofish), 4012 nucleotides long. RefSeq names its product endosome-lysosome associated apoptosis and autophagy regulator 1 (gene elapor1). Gene Ontology annotation, cellular component: late endosome; lysosome; extracellular exosome. The record is from RefSeq and is a predicted model, not a curated record. NCBI's taxonomy places the organism in Eukaryota, Metazoa, Chordata, Actinopteri, Cyprinodontiformes, Poeciliidae. Bases 21 to 2972 code for a protein of 983 amino acids. The transcript is spliced from 22 exons. Gene Ontology annotation, biological process: positive regulation of vacuole organization; autophagosome assembly.
UCAGCGCUGCCAAAGCUGAGAUGGGGCACCUGAGGAUCUGCGCUCUUUCUGCUGUUUUAUCAUGGCUACUUUUCGCACACUCCUCUGCAGAUUUGCCCAUGUGCAAACCGUCUGAUUAUCACUUUGAGUAUACAGAGUGUGACGUACUCGGGUCAAGAUGGAGGGUAGCGAUUCCCAACAAAGCAGAGACCUGCACUGGCCUCCCGGAUCCAGUCAAAGGGACUCUCUGCACAUUUUCUUGCAGAGAAGGAGAGUUCCUCGACAUGCAGUCGCAGCAGUGCCAGAAGUGCACUGCAGGCACCUACUCUUUGGGAACCAGCGUUGCCUUUGACGAGUGGGACAUCCUACCAACGGGCUUUAUUACUCAUGGCAUGACGACAAGUGAGGGGAAUGCCUUUAUAAACUGCUCCAACUCUACCUGGACACCAAAGGGUGACUAUGUAGCCUCCAACACAGAUGAGUGCACUGCAACACUCUCUUAUGCUGUGAGCCUGAAGACACCUGGAGCCUUGUCCUUUGAAUAUUUCUACCCGGACAGCAGCAUCUACUUUGAGUUCUUUGUUCAGAACGACCAAUGUCAGGCCACAGAUUCUGACAGCCGCUGGAUGAGGACUUCAGAGACGAACUGGAGCCACUACAAGAUAGAGCUGAGCAGAGGCAACAAUGUCCUGUACUGGAGAACCGCAACAUUUUCUCUGCUGGGUAGUGCUGUCAAGCCGGUGCUGUUAAGAAACAUCCAGGUCUCAGGGGUUGCCUACACAUCUGAGUGUUUCCACUGUAAGCCAGGCACACACAGCUCGACAGCAGGAUCUGCCCGCUGCACCCCCUGCCCUGCAGAUACGUACUCCAACAAGGGAGCCACCGUUUGCCACGACUGUGAAUCAGACAGCUAUGCUGCACCCGGCUCAGGGAGCUGCAAGCCAAGGCCUGCAUGCACGGAAAAUGACUACUUUUACACCCACACCCCGUGUGACUCUGAGGGAAAGACUCGGCUCAUGUACAAAUGGAGCGAACCAAAGAUUUGCAGUGAGACCGUCGAAGGAGCGGUGAAGCUGCCAGCGUCAGGGAAGAAGCAGACGUGCCCGCCGUGCAACCCGGGCUUCUUUGUGACUAACUCCUCAGCGUGUGAGCCCUGCAGCAACGAUUCCUACUCGGAUGGCAAAGUUUGUGAGAAGUGCCCUAUUGGCACAGAGCCAUUGCUGGGAUUUGAGUACAAAUGGUGGACCACCAUGCCGAGGAACAUGGAGAGCUCCGUCCUCCACCAGGAGUUCAGCAACUCGGACCGAAGAACAGCAUGGGAAGUGGCUGGAGAGUACAUCUACACCACACCAGGGGUUCAGGACACCGACUACCUGACGCUGACCCUCUAUGUUCCUGGAUACAGGGCUCAGGCCACGGGUAAAGACACUGAGAUGAGUGAACUGUCUCGCAUCACCUUCGUAUUUGAAACCCUCUGUACGGCUGACUGCAAAUUUUACUUCCUAGUGGGCUACAAUAAGUGGAAUAAUUAUUUGGUGGAGCAGUGGAAAGGCAGAAACGGCAAGCAGUCGUACUCCUACUCGAUCCAGAGUAACAAGACAGUCAGCUUCACCUGGACCUUUCUACGCACUGAGGAUUUCAGCAUGGACAGGAACUUUAGCACCGACGCUGCAAAGAUCUACUCCAUCCACAUCACCAAUGUGAUUGGAGGAGUGGCCUCUCAGUGUCGCCGCUGUGCUGUGACGCCUGAUAAGACCGAUUCCUCCUGUGUUCCCUGCCCACCUGGACACUACAUGGUCAAUGCCACGGGAGCGUGUGAGAGCUGUCCGCCCAACACCUACAUCAGAUCCAGUCAGCCCGUUGGAGAGGCAGCGUGUGUCCAGUGUGGGCCAAACACAGAGAGAAACAGGGCCUACACAGCUUGUCUCAGCGACUGCACACUCAGGGUUCAAAGUGGUGGGAAGGCUGUGCAGACCUACGAUUUCUCUCCGCUGUCUAACGUCACCGGCUUCACCGGCAGUCCGCGUUUCACCAACAGAGGCCUGCGGUAUUUUCAUCGCUUUAAUCUGAAUCUGUGUGGGAGAGAGAGUCGAGUGCCAGCCUCCUGUGUGGACAACGUAACGGAGAGUGGGAAAGUGGUCAAAGGCUACGUCUGUCAGUCCACUGUGGUUCCUUCUGACAUCCGCAGUCUGAGCAUGGUGUCCUCACAGCCAUUCGUCAUUGGUGACACGCUCAUUGGUGUGACCACCGAGACGACUCUGGGAGGCAUCUCCUCUCCAUCAUGGAUGUUCCCCUCAGCUUCACAUCAGCUGCCAGAUGUCAUAUUCUAUUACAAGUCCAGUGAUACAACCCAAGCUUGCAAACAGGGCAGGUCAGCCACGGUCAGACUUCGAUGCAACCCCACAGCCAGCAUUGAAGACCUCAUCACGCUGCCCAGUAAAUGUUCUGAGGGGACAUGUGACGGUUGCACUUUUCACUUCCUGUGGGAGAGCCAGCACGCAUGCCCGCUGUGCACCCCAGAUCACUACCGAGAGAUUGUCAGCGCUUGCAUCCAGGGGAUCCAGAGAACCACCUAUGUGUGGCAGCAGCCUCUGCAGUGUUAUGGAGGAGAAUCCCUGCCACCACAAAAAGUCAGCGCUUGUGUGACUAUGGAUGUCUGGCUCAAGCUCGGCGUUUCCAUAGGACUGAUUGCUGCUCUGCUUCUCAUCAGCCUCAGUUGUUAUUUUUGGAAGAAGACGCGCAAGCUGCAGUAUAAAUACUCCAGGCUGAUGAUGAGCUCUGAAGGUAAAGAGUGUGAGCUACCGACUGCUGACAGCUGUGCGAUAAUGGAGGGAGAGGACGCUGAGGACGACCUCAUGGAUCUCACUCAUAAAUCCUUCUUUACCAAAAUAAAGUCUUUCUCGCGAGAGAGAACAUCAGAUGGAUUUGACUCAGUUCCACUCAAAUCUUCUUACCAGCACCAACAAGAGGAUGAAGAGGAGGAGGAGGACUGAUGAUGCUGAAAGAGGAUGAUAAGUAGCUCUUUGAACACUGAAGAAGCCUUCAGUUUUAGAGUUUCAAUGUCUGUGCAUAUCUUAAGAGUUUUUGUAAAGUAAAACAGAGUACUUAACUAGUUUCAAAUAUUUUUUCUUACAAAUUUCACUGAUAAUGUUUAUUUUCUAUUCUAUAUCGCAUGAUAAAAUUCUAAAUCUGAAGUUAAAGUUCAAAAUGCCUACGCAGGUAUUCACUGUGAUUCUUAAACACGACCGAAACCUGAUUGCAGUUACGUUUUAUAUGGAUUUGUAAAGCCGAUUAUUUUAAGGUAUUCAAAAUGGAGAUACAUUUAUUUGCCCUCUUGUCAUUAUUUAAUUUUAUCAGUUUGCUUUUUAAGUUUCAUAAAGUUAAUUUGCCAGUAUAUGAAUUUAAUUUCGUACUGAUGUUCCAUGUACCUUGUAAUGUAAAUUCUUUAUUGUUAAAUACAAUAAAGAAGGACAUUCUAAGUAUCAUCAUCAACAGUUGAUAUGACCAUUUAUUUCUUGUUGUUGUCAUUGUCGGCCCAGAUAAUAUAAUAAAAUGGUUUAUUUAAAGUUUUUUCACCCGCUAUUGAGGCAUACUUUUACUUAUAUUUUUACUUCAGUUACAUUUUACUGUUGUGGAUAAUAUGAAAACUGAAAUGAUUGAAAUGGAGAUUGUAUUUGGUGUCUCAUGCAACUCCAACUCUGAGUUUGAGAUGCAGGCUGUAUAUGAGAAGGAUUUACAACAUCAGAGAUUUCCCCCCGUCUGGAUGAGGUGUCGUUAUUUUUCACAGUUUUUCAUAAUGUUGAAUGUGGUUGUAUUAUGUCAUUUGUUUUUAAAUCAGGUUAAGCUCUUUACUCAGUCAAGUUUGUUUUAGCAUUAUAUGAAUUUAUUUAGUUUUUACUGCUGUCUUCUACAUUAUCACAUAAAAAAAUAUAUCAUCAGCAGUUAAAUUGAAAAUGUAUGCUUCCUUUGAGUGCUUAUUUUAAAAUGUGUUAUUUGAUGGAUUCAGCUAAUAAAUAUUUUCUUUUAAACCCAU